Molecule: messenger RNA, 597 nt
Organism: Mucor velutinosus
Lineage: Eukaryota; Fungi; Mucoromycota; Mucoromycetes; Mucorales; Mucoraceae
Exons: 2
Coding region: 1-597 (198 amino acids)
Molecular function (GO): acyltransferase activity, transferring groups other than amino-acyl groups
Source: RefSeq, a predicted model, not a curated record
AUGGGUAAUCCUCUUGAAUUGUACACAAUUCGUGCUGCUGUCGAGUCUGAUGUUCCUCAAAUCCUCGAAAUCUACAAUGAACGUAUUGCCAAUUCAACCUGUUUGUUCAUGUACGAGCAAGUUUCUCUAGAUAAUCGAUUAACUUGGUUCAUGGAAACCAAGGCCAAAGGAUAUCCCAUCAUCGUAGCUGCUGAAAAAGACACCAACAAGGCCAUUGCAUACGCCAACUAUGGUGGAUUCAGACCUCACACUGCCUAUGUAUUAACCACCGAAAUCUCUUUGUAUAUCCAUCAAAGCCAUCAACGUAGAGGAUUGGGCGCAGUGAUGCUCAAGGAAAUGAUGCGCAUUGCAAAGGAGAUGAGCUUUCGCAACAUAAUGGCUGGCAUCACAUCAGAGAAUGAAGGGUCCGUCAUUCUCUUUUCAAAGUUUGGAUUCAAAAACGUUGGACACUUUCACGAUGUUGGCUACAAGUUUGGAAGAUACUUGGAUGUUGUGUUUUUAGAGUAUGUCACAGAUGCUCAAAUCCCUAAAGGUCAAAGCAUCCCAUCAUUCAAGGCAUUUGAUUGGAAAAACUAUGUUUAUGGAGGUCAACAGUAG